Messenger RNA from Penicillium antarcticum, 552 nucleotides. RefSeq names its product flavin-containing amine oxidase. Gene Ontology annotation, molecular function: oxidoreductase activity. The record is from RefSeq and is a predicted model, not a curated record. Lineage: Eukaryota; Fungi; Ascomycota; Eurotiomycetes; Eurotiales; Aspergillaceae. The coding region runs from base 1 to 552 and encodes 183 amino acids. The transcript is spliced from 2 exons.
AUGCCUUCUACGUCAUCCAACAUAUCUGAAUCUGCUUCGUCAAACACGAUCGACGUUGUGGUAGUCGGCGCUGGCCUGAGUGGACUCAGAGCAGCUUUGGCUAUCCAAGGGGCCGGGUUCUCUUGUGCGGUAGUCGAAGCCACUGAUCGAGUUGGUGGGAAGACAUUCACACUCCAAUCCAAUAGUUUCGGCCCUGGCGUCAACGACGUCGGCGCUGCUUGGAUCAACGAUACCUCCCAAACAGAGAUGUACAAAUUGGUCCAAAGGUAUGGACUUCAGACGGUCACCCAGUUGGACCGAGGACAUGAUGUUUACUUGCAUGGAGAUGAGGUUGUCGUGUCGCCGCACGGCGGGAUGCCUUUGAAAAAGGAAGAGCAGCUUGCGUUGGGUCAAGUGCUCGAAGCCUGUAACAAACUUAGUGCCAGCAUCAAUUUGAUUGACCCAGCCUCGGGACCAGGUGCGAAAGAGUUGGAUGGUCUUUUACUCCGCGAAUACUGUCUUCAGACAUUUCAAUCCGAGUCAAUCGCAAAUCUUUUCAACAUGAUCAGCUAG